GUCCUUUGUCCUCUAUCCACUAUCUUCCACAACGUCAAGGAAUCCCCAGAGUUGUUGACCACUGACCAGGUAUUGAAUAAGAUGGCCAUUAUCUUAAUACCGUCUUAUCAAAGCAAAUCCAUGACCAACACGUGCAAUGUCCCGCUCACUAGACAAAGAUCUUCUAGCUCACUUGAAGGCCGACGAUCCAAAUAGAGUAUACAAGGAUAUCUCCAUGAUACUUGCAGACUUGCCAGACGACGAACUACUGGAGAUUGAAUUUCUUGGAAAAAGUCAUCCUCUAGAGUCAGGAGUCAACUACCUGAGAGAUGGUGCGGCCAUAGCAAUUCCUAAGCUAAGGCUUGCUCAGGCAUUCUUCGUUGCCCGUCAAAUACUGCAAAAUUAUCAAGAUGGCAGCCCUAGGGAGGAUAGCGAGGUUCUCGCCGCGGCAGCUGUAGUGCUUCUCAUGGACUCUGAACACUUGACAGCUGCGAACAUAAGGAAGAGACUGCUCAUGUCAGCAAUAAAAACGAAUAGGCCAGAUAAAUUGUUAAGACGAGAAAAGCAAUUUAUCGAUAGUCUUGUCACGUCAAGAUUGCAUCGGCAUACCAAAUCUCCUACUCUCUGGUCGCAUCGUCGUUGGCUACUUCACUUAUUCGCGACUCAUAAUGUCCCCAUAGACUUAAAACACGAUAUCAAGAACGUUGUCGUAGUAGCAGGAAUUCGGCAUCCCCGCAACUAUACUGCCUGGAAUCAUGCCCGGUUCUUGUUAGAUCGUUGUCCAGGACUCGCUGAUACUCUCAUUGUUGAUGUCAAGGAGUUCUGUUUGAAGAACCAUGCCGAUAUAUCUGGCUGGAGCUUCCUCAUCUAUGUUAUAGGCAGACUUGAAGACGGAGAAACCCGUCACGAGGUCUGCUCCUCGAUUCUCGCAGAAGUCCUCAGCAUCGCAGAUUCAUUACGAUGGACAAACAUUUCCGUCUGGGUAUUUUUGCGCAGCGUAGCGGCAUCAGAGCUUAUUAAUGAUCAGCAAUUUGCGUCAUUUUUGACCGUGAAUAAGAAACUUGUUUCCAUAACGCCAAAAGACAGCGAUCAGUGGGGAAUUCUGGAUAGCGCACGACAGUGGUGCGAAAAUCGUCGUCUUCUUACGGUCUCCAAUGUGGCGGGGUGAGAGGAACUUGCCCUAGCUAGAACUUCCAACAGCGAAAUAUUAACGCCUGAUUGGCGUUGUUGGUAUACCGUAUGGUUGGCCUCUUACAAUUAGGUGAUGAAUAGCCUAAGAAUAGACGAUCAAGAGGCUGAAACAGAAUACGCACGCUUUAUAUGUCAUCUGCUUCCUUUUUACCCCUAUUUUGGCGCCACCUUCUCCUAUUAGACUUGUUGGAUCGCAGUCCGGUGCUGGUUGAGGCUCAGCGGUUGGCAGUUGUACAUAACUAUCCGGGUACCGGCUGAGAAAGGCAUUAUACGGCUCGGCAAUAGGCGCGCAAGUGACACUGACAGGCUCAUAUGCCGUGUUAAACUAACGCAGGGGUUCGGCUUUACCGUCUAGCGGACACUGUCGGACAGUGCAA
Messenger RNA from Annulohypoxylon maeteangense, 1547 nucleotides. RefSeq lists its product as uncharacterized. Gene Ontology annotation, biological process: protein prenylation. Gene Ontology annotation, cellular component: cytoplasm. The transcript has a single exon. The coding region runs from base 137 to 1147 and encodes 336 amino acids. The record is from RefSeq and is a predicted model, not a curated record. Gene Ontology annotation, molecular function: protein prenyltransferase activity. Lineage: Eukaryota; Fungi; Ascomycota; Sordariomycetes; Xylariales; Hypoxylaceae.